Messenger RNA from Henningerozyma blattae CBS 6284, 456 nucleotides. It is a transcript of the gene IMG2, whose product is annotated as mitochondrial 54S ribosomal protein mL49. Gene Ontology annotation, cellular component: mitochondrial large ribosomal subunit; ribosome. The transcript has a single exon. NCBI's taxonomy places the organism in Eukaryota, Fungi, Ascomycota, Saccharomycetes, Saccharomycetales, Saccharomycetaceae. The coding region runs from base 1 to 456 and encodes 151 amino acids. Gene Ontology annotation, biological process: translation. The record is from RefSeq and is a predicted model, not a curated record. Gene Ontology annotation, molecular function: structural constituent of ribosome.
AUGAACAUAUUUAGAAAUACAAUCAUACACCAAAGUACAACAUUAUCUACUUUAGCGUUGAAAAGAUGUAUACCGAAUGCAAUUGUAUCAGUGAGGAAUCUGCGUAGUAUAACAACAACAACAUCAAAUAGUCGUAUUCCUUCGUUCCCAGAUAUGACUAAUGUUCAGUUGGAUACUAUUGUAGGUUUUUCUAAAUUUGGGAAAGGUAGCUAUUUUAUUGAAAGAUCAAGCAGCGGGAAUUUACCAGUCUAUUCUGAUAUUAAAGGUGGUGGUAAUAAGAUAGUUACACAAAUAUCCAAGAUAAAGGGAGAUAUUAUACAACUAAGAAAUGAUUUACAAAAUGCUUUGCCAUUUAUUGAAAAGAAUAGAUGGACCGUAUUGAUGCAAUCUAAGAAGAUCAUAGUAAAAGGUGAUUAUGUCCGUGAAAUUAAAGAUGUUUUAACAAAACGUUUUUAG